AGUCUUUCACAGGUGUACCGGCUCCUCCCCUCCAGUCUUGCACAGGUGUACCGGCUCCUCCCCUCCAGUCUUGCACAGGUGUACCGGCUCCUCCCCUUCAGUCUUGCACAGGUGUACCGGCUCCUCCCCUCCAGUCUUGCACAGGUGUACCGGCUCCUCCCCUCCAGUCUUGCACAGAUGUACCGGCUCCUCCCCUCAGUCUUGCACAGGUGUACCGGCUCCUCCCCUCCAGUCUUGCACAGGUGUACCGGCUCCUCCCCUCCAGUCUUGCACAGGUGUACCGGCUCCUCCCCUCCAGUCUUGCACAGAUGUACUGGCUCCUCCCCUCAGUCUUGCACAGGUGUAGUGGCUCCUCCCCUUCAGUCUUGCACAGGUGUACCGGCUCCUCCCCUUCAGUCUUGCACAGGUGUACCGGCUCCUCCCCUUCAGUCUUGCACAGGUGUAUCGGCUCCUCCCCUUCAGUCUUGCACAGGUGUACCGGCUCCUCCCCUUCAGUCUUGCACAGGUGUACAGGCUCCUCCCCUCCAGUCUUGCACAGGUGUACCGGCUCCUCCCCUCCAGUCUUGCUCAGGUGUACCGGCUCCUCCCCUUCAGUCUUGCACAGGUGUACCGGCUCCUCCCCUUCAGUCUUGCACAGGUGUACCGGCUCCUCCCCUUCAGUCUUGCGCAGGUGUACCGGCUCCUCCCCUUCAGUCUUGCGCAGGUGUACCGGCUCCUCCCCUUCAGUCUUGCGCAGGUGUACCGGCUCCUCCCCUUCAGUCUUGCGCAGGUGUACCGGCUCCUCCCCUUCAGUCUUGCACAGGUGUAUCGGCUCCUCCCCUUCAGUCUUGCACAGGCGUGCCGGCUCCUCCCCUUCAGUCUUGCACAGGCGUGCCGGCUCCUCCCCUUCAGUCUUGCGCAGGUGUACCCGCUCUCCUCCCCUUCAGUCUUGCACAGGUGUACCGGCUCCUCCCCUUCAGUCUAGCACAGGUGUGCCGGCUCCUCCCCUUCAGUCUU
Molecule: messenger RNA, 996 nt
Organism: Staurois parvus
Lineage: Eukaryota; Metazoa; Chordata; Amphibia; Anura; Ranidae
Source: the annotation of a GenBank genome assembly